CUAACAGAAAUGCCUGCCAUUAACCCAGACGAGGCAGACACUCGAUAUGUAAGAUGUCGACGUAAUGGAUGGACGCGUCCACCUCACGAGUAUCAAAUCAUUGCCUGGGUUAUCAAAAUCUACUUCCUACUCAUAAACUUUGGAAUGAUUGUUCCCUCACUUUCAGAAGAAUUGCAAGCCAUAUGUUACGUUGUGAACGGCUUGGCGAGUGUUGUGUACGUGCUGUGCGUCAUAAUUACAACGUCUAUCAACCCAGCACACGAGGCCGUGUUAAAGAAACCCAUUCAGCGGACGUUGGCCGUCUUUGACAGCGACAAACACGAGCACGUAAUCGAGAACCACUACUGCAAUCUGUGUGAAGUACAUGUUGAUGAGAAGACAAAACACUGCAGAGACUGCAACAAAUGCAUUUCGGACUUUGACCAUCAUUGCAAGUGGCUCAACAAUUGCAUUGGCAGACGCAAUUACCGAUGGUUCAUCAUGAAGCUGGCUAGUGCUGUGGUUUCGUUUUGUCUGAUUUUGUGUAUGUCGUUAGCCCAGUUUAUCGGAUACUUUACGGAUCGGACGAGUGGCAGAAUACUGCAACCAUAUAAAGGGAAUGGAUCCGACGAUGCUGUGUUUUUGAUCCUUUACCAACCCGUACCAGACUGGGUAUGGUUGGCAUUUCAGUCUAUCACAAUAUUGUUGGCCAUCAUAUGCGUCUACUUGUUGACUGCUCUCCUCAGUUUCCAUUGCUACAUCGGUUAUAAAAAGAUCAGUACAUUUCGCCUUAUUUUACAAAAGCGAAAAGCCAAAGAAGAAGGAUCCCAACAAGAGAGAUCGAAACCGAAAUGCCUUGUUUCAAGAAAAACCUGGGCCAACAUUUUCAAAGUGAAUCGUGUCAAUCCUUUAAAAGAAACAACCAUACCAGAUAUAGAAGACAGGUUUUUUACUUGUAUCAACGACAGAGAAUCCCAUGGACCAUGUGUCGACCGCCAUGAACAGUCAGAACUUCAAAGUUCAAGAUCCAGCCACCAGGCAUCUUCACAGUCUGUUGUGAUCCAUUCGAACACCAAUAUAGGACCACAGCAUCUGGAACCCAUGAUCCAAUCCUUGAGGCUAGAGCUGUCAACAUCCUGACUGACUUGACAAGCUGAUCAAACCCGAAAGAAAGAAAGAAAGAAAGAAAAUCCUACCAACAAGUUUAUUCACAUAAAGACCACCAACGGUGCUACAUGUGUGACAGUGAAUGCAGGGUUUUAUCACCCAUGUUUCUAAACUCCAAUAAUCGGCAUCAUUCCCCACCAUUCACAAAAGACUAAUUUUUUAUUCCCAAUUUUGGAUUAAAACAUUCCCAAUCUGAA
Gigantopelta aegis is the source of this 1343-nucleotide messenger RNA. Its product is annotated as palmitoyltransferase ZDHHC11-like. Gene Ontology annotation, cellular component: endoplasmic reticulum; Golgi apparatus. The transcript has 9 exons. Bases 10 to 1119 code for a protein of 369 amino acids. Lineage: Eukaryota; Metazoa; Mollusca; Gastropoda; Neomphalida; Peltospiridae. The record is from RefSeq and is a predicted model, not a curated record. Gene Ontology annotation, biological process: protein targeting to membrane; peptidyl-L-cysteine S-palmitoylation. Gene Ontology annotation, molecular function: protein-cysteine S-palmitoyltransferase activity.